AUGGAACAAAAGAGCAUAUUUUUUGAGUUGGAAUACUGGAAAGACAAUAUGAUUCGUCACAAUCUUGAUACGAUGCAUAUUGAAAAGAAUGUCUUAGACAAUAUAUUUUGGACAUUAUUGAAUGUUGAUGGAAAAGGAAAAGAUAAUUUAAACUCCCGUUUAGAUUUACAAGAGAUGGGGAUCCGAAAAGCUUUGCAUCCUAAGAAAAAGGCUAAUGGAAAAUAUUUUCUUCCUCCUGCAUGUUUCACAUUGAGUAACACACAAAAAGACAUCCUCUUACAGGUGUUAAAAGAUGUGAAAGUGCCAGACGGAUAUGCUUCAAAUAUCUCAAGUUGUGUUGAUCUCAAGCAACUCACAAUGCAUGGGUUGAAGAGUCAUGACUGCCGUAUUAUAAUGCAACAACUCCUUCCUAUUGCCUUGCAGAAUCUCCUGCCAGUGAAUGUACUUAAGCCAUUGAUUGAAUUAAGUAAUUUCUUUAGGGGCAUUUGUUCAAAAGAUCUGAAGAUAGGUGACUUAGAAAAACUCCAAGAUCGAGUUGCAAUAACUCUAUGUCAUUUGGAGAGAAUAUUUCCUCCAUCUUUCUUUGAUAUCAUGGAACAUCUACUUAUCCAUUUAGCUGAAGAAACAAUGUUGGGAGGACCUUCAAAAUAUCGCUCAAUGUGGUUUAUCGAACGGUUCUUGCUUUGUCUUAAAAACUACGUAAGGAAUAGACGUUAUCCAGAAGGUGCGAUUGAAGAGGGACGUUGGAUAGACGAAUUAAUGACGUUUUGCUCAUGGUAUUUAGAUGACGUCGAGACUAAGUCUAAUCCACCUUUAAGAAAUUAUGUUUUAUCUGCACGUGCUCAAGCCCACAAAUAUGUUUUAUUUAAUUCUACCUCCACCACUUCAUAUCGUGACAAGGGGCUUAUUGAGAAAGAUGAUUAUGGAUUUACUCUUGUGAAUUUUAAUCAUUUACUCUAUACAAGACAUCAGUUAUCAGAUGAACUAUUCAUCUUUGCUUCUCAAGCUCAACAAGUGUUUUAUGUCGAUCAUCCUAUGGAAAAGGAGUGGCAAAUGGUUGUUAAACUUAAGCUAAGAGGUUUUUAUGAUUUAGGUGAUGACACACCAACAAUUGAGCAUAAGGAAGGGCAUAUGUAG
Messenger RNA from Solanum tuberosum (potato), 1137 nucleotides. RefSeq lists its product as uncharacterized. NCBI's taxonomy places the organism in Eukaryota, Viridiplantae, Streptophyta, Magnoliopsida, Solanales, Solanaceae. The transcript is spliced from 3 exons. Bases 1 to 1137 code for a protein of 378 amino acids. The record is from RefSeq and is a predicted model, not a curated record.